AUGGCCAGCCCGCCGGAGCCUCGCGCUCCCCGCCCCCAGGCUCCCCUGCCCGCGGCGGGGGACGAGCCGGGCCCGGGCCCCGGCAAACUCCGCCCGGAAGCCCGGCGCGGCGCGGCCCCGGAGCGGCCAGGCCGCGGGCGGGCCGAGCGCGCCGCGCCCCCGCGCGCGCCCCCCUCCCCGGCAGGCCGCGUGGGCUCGGCCGGGGGGCCCGGCGCGCUCUCGGCGCUCGGCGGCUGCUGGGUCGCGGCCCGGGCCCCCUUCGCGCUCGCGCUCUCCUCCCCCGCCCCCUCGGCCUCCCCAUCUUCCUUUUACUUCUGGCCGCCGCCGCCCCUGCCCCCUCCCUCGUUUCUCCCCUCCUCAGCCGCCUUUCACCUCCCCGCGCGUCUCCCAGGAAGGGAGGGCGCGGCGGCGGGAGGAGGUGGAGGCGGCGGCGAUGCUGGCGGCGGCGGAGGACAAGAGGCAGCUCCGCUGAGCGUCCCCGCCAGCAGCAGUCCGCGCGGCGGCGGCGGCGGCGGGCGGCGGCGCCUCUUCCUCUCGCUCGCGCUCCAAGGCUUGCUGCUCCCCGCGCGCGCCGGGCCCCGAGCGCCGCCGCCCCGGCUGCCCUUCGGCGCGGCCGCCCGGCGCGUGGGCUUCCCCGGCUUCCCGGGCGCCGGCGGGGGCUGCCCCGGCCCCGCCGGCGGAGGCGGCGGCCGCCACCGUGACCGAACUCCACAGCGGCCCGGAGGCGCCGGCUGUGCGCUCGCCUCGCUUCUUCUCGGCUCCGACAUGGAAGAUGGACCUUCUGGUAACGCGAGCUGCUUCCGAAGGCUGACCGAGUGUUUCCUGAGCCCCAGUUUGACAGAUGAAAAAGUGAAGGCCUAUCUUUCUCUUCACCCCCAGGUAUUAGAUGAAUUUGUUUCUGAAAGCGUUAGUGCAGAGACCGUAGAAAAAUGGCUGAAGAGGAAGAACAACAAGCCCGAAGAUGAAUCGACUCAUAAGGAAGUCAGCAGGUACCAAGACACAAAUAUGCAAGGAGUUGUAUAUGAACUAAACAGCUACAUAGAGCAACGGCUGGAUACUGGGGGAGACAACCAACUGCUUCUCUACGAGCUGAGCAGCAUCAUUAAAAUAGCUACAAAAGCCGAUGGAUUUGCACUGUAUUUCCUUGGAGAGUGCAAUAACAGCCUGUGUGUGUUCACACCCCCUGGGUUGAAGGAAGGCAGGCCCCGGCUCAUCCCCGCUGGGCCCAUCACCCAGGGCACCACCAUCUCUGCGUAUGUGGCCAAGUCAAGGAAAACGCUGCUGGUGGAAGACAUCCUUGGGGAUGAGCGAUUUCCAAGAGGUACGGGACUGGAAUCAGGGACUCGUAUCCAGUCUGUUCUUUGCUUGCCCAUUGUCACUGCCAUCGGAGAUUUGAUUGGCAUUCUCGAGCUGUAUCGUCACUGGGGCAAAGAAGCCUUCUGCCUGAGUCACCAGGAGGUUGCGACAGCAAAUCUUGCCUGGGCCUCGGUAGCAAUCCAUCAGGUGCAGGUGUGCCGAGGUCUUGCCAAACAGACUGAACUGAAUGACUUUCUCCUCGACGUGUCAAAAACGUAUUUUGAUAAUAUAGUCGCAAUAGAUUCUCUACUUGAACACAUAAUGAUAUAUGCAAAGAACCUGGUGAAUGCCGACCGCUGUGCCCUCUUCCAGGUAGACCAUAAAAACAAGGAGCUAUAUUCAGACCUUUUUGAUAUUGGAGAGGAGAAGGAGGGCAAGCCUGUCUUCAAGAAGACCAAAGAGAUAAGAUUUUCAAUUGAGAAGGGCAUUGCUGGUCAGGUAGCCAGAACAGGAGAGGUCCUGAACAUCCCAGACGCCUACGCUGACCCGCGCUUCAACAGAGAAGUGGACUUGUACACGGGCUACACCACACGGAACAUCCUGUGCAUGCCCAUCGUGAGCCGAGGCAGCGUGAUCGGCGUGGUGCAGAUGGUGAACAAGAUCAGCGGCAGCGCCUUCUCCAAGACGGACGAGAACAACUUCAAGAUGUUUGCUGUCUUUUGUGCUUUGGCCUUGCACUGUGCUAAUAUGUACCACAGGAUCCGUCACUCGGAGUGCAUCUACCGGGUGACCAUGGAGAAGCUGUCUUACCACAGCAUCUGCACGGCGGAGGAGUGGCAAGGCCUCAUGCGCUUUACCCUGCCCGCUCGCCUCUGCAAGGAGAUUGAACUGUUCCACUUUGACAUCGGUCCUUUUGAAAACAUGUGGCCUGGGAUAUUUGUCUACAUGGUCCAUCGGUCCUGUGGGACUUCCUGCUUUGAGCUCGAGAAGUUGUGCCGCUUCAUCAUGUCUGUGAAGAAGAACUACCGGCGGGUUCCCUACCACAACUGGAAGCACGCGGUGACGGUGGCUCACUGCAUGUACGCCAUACUGCAGAACACCUACGGGCUCUUCACUGACCUGGAGCGCAAAGGCCUGCUGAUCGCGUGUCUGUGUCACGACCUGGACCACAGGGGCUUCAGUAACAGCUAUCUGCAGAAGUUCGACCACCCACUGGCCGCUCUCUACUCCACCUCCACCAUGGAGCAGCACCACUUCUCACAGACGGUGUCCAUCCUGCAGUUGGAGGGACACAACAUCUUCUCCACGCUGAGCUCCAGUGAGUACGAACAGGUGCUUGAGAUAAUCCGCAAAGCCAUCAUUGCCACAGACCUCGCCCUGUACUUCGGCAACAGGAAGCAGUUGGAAGAGAUGUGCCAGACUGGAUCGCUAAACCUUAACAACCAGUCUCAUAGAGACCGGGUGAUCGGUUUGAUGAUGACGGCCUGUGACCUCUGUUCCGUGACGAAACUGUGGCCGGUUACAAAACUGACAGCCAAUGACAUUUAUGCGGAGUUCUGGGCCGAGGGUGAUGAAAUGAAGAAAUUGGGCCUACAGCCUAUUCCCAUGAUGGACAGAGACAAGUGGGAUGAGGUCCCGCAAGGCCAGCUGGGAUUCUACAACGCUGUAGCCAUCCCCUGUUACACCACCCUCACCCAGAUCCUACCUCCCACCGAGCCUCUGCUCAAAGCCUGCAGGGACAACCUCAAUCAGUGGGAGAAAGUGAUCCGAGGGGAGGAGACGGCCUUGUGGAUCUCGGCCCCACCGGCAGCCCCUGACGCCGGAGAGAAGCUGCCACCUGGGAAAACGGACAACUGACCAGGGCCAGGCCUCCUCCGCUGCGAACCUCAUCUGCUUCUUCAAAUUUAUUUUAUUUUAUUUUAUUUUAUUUUAUUUUAU
Molecule: messenger RNA, 3234 nt
Organism: Ochotona curzoniae (black-lipped pika)
Lineage: Eukaryota; Metazoa; Chordata; Mammalia; Lagomorpha; Ochotonidae
Gene: PDE10A
Product: phosphodiesterase 10A
Exons: 22
Coding region: 1-3153 (1050 amino acids)
Biological process (GO): negative regulation of receptor guanylyl cyclase signaling pathway; signal transduction
Molecular function (GO): 3',5'-cGMP-stimulated cyclic-nucleotide phosphodiesterase activity; protein binding
Source: RefSeq, a predicted model, not a curated record